This is a messenger RNA of Heterocephalus glaber (naked mole-rat), 1094 nucleotides long. The record is from RefSeq and is a predicted model, not a curated record. NCBI's taxonomy places the organism in Eukaryota, Metazoa, Chordata, Mammalia, Rodentia, Bathyergidae.
CGCCACAGAAAGGCGCAGACGCGCUCGGGGGAGUUAGGGGCGCGCAGGCGCCGCUUCGAGGAGUGAGGCUGCGCAGGCGCGGACGGAGUUGGCUCGAAGGAGACCUUCAGCAUUACCCUGGCGGAGCCGGACGGGCUCGGGGUUUGGAGAUAUGUGUAACACACCAACUUACUGUGACCUAGGAAAGGCUGCCAAGGAUGUCUUCAACAAAGGAUAUGGGUUUGGCAUGGUCAAAAUAGACCUGAAAACCAAGUCUUGUAGUGGAGUGAUGGAAUUUUCUACUUCAGGUCAUGCUUACACUGAUACGGGGAAAGCAUCAGGCAACCUAGAGACCAAAUACAAAGUCUGUAACUAUGGACUUACCUUCUCCCAGAAAUGGAACACAGACAAUACUCUUGGGACAGAAAUCUCUUUGGAGAAUAAGUUGGCGGAAGGUUUGAAACUGACUCUUGAUACUAUAUUUGUACCGAACACAGGAAAGAAGAGUGGGAAAUUGAAGGCCUCCUAUAAACGGGAUUGUUUCAGUCUUGGCAGUAAUGUUGACAUAGAUUUUUCUGGACCAACCAUCUAUGGUUGGGCUGUGUUGGCCUUUGAAGGUUGGCUUGCUGGCUAUCAGAUGAGUUUUGACACAGCCAAAUCCAAACUAUCUCAGAAUAAUUUCGCUCUGGGUUACAAGGCUUCAGACUUUCAGCUGCACACUCAUGUGAACGAUGGCACUGAAUUUGGAGGUUCUAUCUACCAGAAAGUUAAUGAAAAGAUCGAAACAUCAAUAAACCUUGCAUGGACGGCUGGCAGCAACAACACCCGUUUUGGCAUUGCUGCUAAAUACAAGCUGGAUUGUAGAACCUCUCUGUCUGCUAAAGUAAAUAAUGCCAGCCUGAUUGGACUGGGUUAUACUCAGACCCUUCGACCAGGAGUCAAACUGACCCUGUCAGCUUUAAUUGAUGGGAAGAACUUCAACGCCGGAGGUCACAAGGUUGGGUUGGGAUUUGAACUGGAAGCUUAGUGUGGUUUUGAGUAAAACCUCAGAUUUAUUCCUGCAAGUGAAGAGAAAUGAACCCACUAUGUUUUGGCCUUAAAAUUCUGUGAAAUUU